Messenger RNA from Mesorhabditis spiculigera, 678 nucleotides. Lineage: Eukaryota; Metazoa; Nematoda; Chromadorea; Rhabditida; Rhabditidae. The record is from the annotation of a GenBank genome assembly.
AUGAGCAGUUUCCGACGGCGGGCUGCAAUUUCCGUACCGUUUCCAAAUGCGUUUGACCCGAGUGGAGGGCCGAUAAUCAACAAGGAGGAUGUGCCACUCUCUUCUCCUCUUUUCAAGAACGUCUACAGGCCCAGCAGUUUGCAGCAGGUCGUGGAUGAGACGCAUUUUUCUAAAAAUGAAGUGCGGUCGAUCUACAGGGCAUUUAAGGAAACAUCUCCUAAUGCCGUGAUCAACCGAGAGAAUGUUAGAGAAAAAUUCGCUGAACUAUUCCCACAAGGCGAUAUUGAACACUACGCCGAUUUACUAUUCGAUACCUUUGACGAUGAUGGUAGCGGAGUUAUAAAUUUUCAAGAAUUUGUCCGAGCGCUAUCGGUUUUAUGUCGUGGGACUAUGGAUGAGAAACUAAAUUGGUUAUAUAAGGUCUAUGAUCCGAAAAAUAAAGGUGAAAUUACAUGGCAUCGACUUUUCUAUGUGAUUACUGCGACGGACGAUUUAAUCGGUCGAAAAGCUAGACCUGCAACGUCUAGGGAACAACGUGCGGAAAGAGCUAAUUUGAUUUUUGAGAAAUUUGAUCUCGGAAAGAAAGGCCGAAUCACAAAAGCCGACUUCUUCACCGUCUGCAAAACCGACCGCCAGGUCCUAGAUUCCAUCUCAGCUCUGUACACUAUUUUACCCGGG